AGUAAAACAAUUUUUACAUUUUCGGUUUUUAGGGGCAAGGUGUGUAAUCUGUAUUAAAAAGCAAUAACAAGUUUCACUUAUUAACUAAAACAAUACGAGAAUUUUCUUCCACUGACACUUUUUUAGGAUGAAAAUGGUCGUAUAAUAACAUCUUAAAUAUUUGUAACUGGAUGUCUAGAAAUUAACUUAAACUUAAAAACUUGUUACCUAUUUUUAGUCUAUACUAUGAUUAGUAAUAGUAGUAUUACUAUGAGUAAGAAGGUUUAGCCCGAAAGUAAACAUUAACCUUAACUAAGUCUCAAGUACGCCCCUUAAAUAGGUUUGUUGUGAAUUUUAACGUUAUCUCAUAAUUAUAAUUUAUAGUUUGAUUGGAACGUAUUUUUUUUUAAUAAUUGGGUAACGUUUUAAAUAUGGCACUACUCAUACACGCCAAUGAUGGAUGGCUGUUGUCACAUGAAAUAUUUCUGGAAUCAAUGUAUCGUAAUUUACAUUAUUGUGUUCAAGCAAGUGUUCCUGACACAGUCCCAGAAUCCAAUCAUUCAGAAAUAAGGCCUAUUUCUUGUAAUCUUGUUCCAGUGACAACUUGCUACUUGAACUUGAAGUCUAAUGUUCAAUUUAAGAUCACAUGUGAUGGAACUUGUGACGCUUGUAAUAAUGUCACCGUUGACAAUAAAAAUCAUGAAAAAAUACUAAAUGCAAAGCCAAAGAAAGAUAUGUUUGGAAUAAGAACACCUUUUUUAAUGGAUUCUGCUGCAAGAAAAAUUGCUAAAUUAAAAAGGCAUUCUAGCGAAACACAGGAAAGAGAAGAAAGUAAAUCGAAAAAGGUUUCAUUAAAGUUUUUCAAACCAAAAGAGGAAUACAUCUUUAAGACAACAGCAAAGAUUAUACAACUGGGAUUUGAAAUUAACCAGUUUCAUCCAGAGCCCAUAACAUCAGAGGAGUGGCUACAGAACAAUAGCUGUGCUCGUAACUUUGUUAAAAGAUUAAAUUCGUAUGAAGUGAUUGCCAAAGAUAUGUGUAUGCCCAGUACUUCUUCAGAAACUAAAGCAGAACUAGGAGCUAUGCAGUGUGGUCUAGAAAACAGACUUGUGGAGUAUACUGGAAGUUCUCCAUGCAUUGUUACACAUGACAGGAAGAGUUUCCUUUUGCCUCCUCACAGUUCAUUUUUAUGGUCUGACAUCAUAGCACUUGAUGUCUUCAUAAAUGCAGGUAAAAAAUUUGAUGCUAUUUUAAUGGAUCCACCAUGGGAGAACAAGUCAGUGAAGAGAAAAAAAGGGUAUGCUGUUGUGGCUAAUGAAAAAUUGUGUCAUCUUCCUAUCCCUCAACUUGCCAAACCAGGAACCUUAGUGUUGGUGUGGUCUACUAAUAAUGACAAUCAGAUCAGUUUCAUCAAAAACCAACUUUUCCCUUACUGGUCUGUAUAUCAUUGUGCAGAUUGGUAUUGGGUAAAGGUAACACAGAAGGGGGAACCAGUUUAUCCUUUUGGCAAUCCACACAAAAAACCAUUUGAAAACCUUAUAAUUGGUAGGUUUCUUGUGGACAGUCAUGACAUGGGAUCAUUCCAGCCUGUAGAAGAAGACAAAGUACUUGUCAGUGUUCCUAGUGCUGUUCAUUCUCAUAAACCUCCUCUGUCUGAAGUUCUGAAACCUUAUCUCCCAGAAGGAGCCAAAGGCCUAGAAUUAUUUGCCAGAUACUUAUUACCGCAUUGGACCAGUUGUGGUAAUGAGGUUUUGAAGCUGCAAAAUCUAGACUGCUUUGAACAAGUAUUUACAACUGUACAAAGAGUGUGACAGUUGCACUUGUAGCACAGUAUAACGUAUGUUAGAAUUCCUACAUAACUUGUGCUGAACAAAAACAGUACAUAAAUUGUUUUUCUAAUAAAAUCUUUUAUUUCAAUCUAGACUUGUCAAAAGUAAUUGAUAAUUUCAGGGUUGUAUUCAUAUAUGUAUAUAUGAACAUUUAUCAACUUUUUUUAGUGAAGUGUACUGUUUUUUUAAUA
Messenger RNA from Limulus polyphemus (Atlantic horseshoe crab), 1999 nucleotides. RefSeq names its product methyltransferase-like protein 4 (gene Mettl4). The transcript is spliced from 8 exons. Gene Ontology annotation, cellular component: RNA N6-methyladenosine methyltransferase complex; nucleus. The coding region runs from base 411 to 1790 and encodes 459 amino acids. The record is from RefSeq and is a predicted model, not a curated record. NCBI's taxonomy places the organism in Eukaryota, Metazoa, Arthropoda, Merostomata, Xiphosura, Limulidae. Gene Ontology annotation, molecular function: methyltransferase activity; nucleic acid binding.